Molecule: messenger RNA, 1389 nt
Organism: Copidosoma floridanum
Lineage: Eukaryota; Metazoa; Arthropoda; Insecta; Hymenoptera; Encyrtidae
Source: RefSeq, a predicted model, not a curated record
AUGAUUGUAAAAACUUUCUUCUUAAUUCUCUUGGCCACAGCAGUACUGUGCAAUCCAUAUGGUGGUAGAUCAAAGAUUGACGUUAAUGCUAAUCAAGGAACAAAUGUCAAUGUUGUUGGUAAAAUAAAGUCUACAAUUGAACUUAAUGCUAAUACCAAUGCCGACAUAGUUAUUGAAGCAAGAGACCAUUCCAGUAUUGCAGCUAACGCUGACAACCAGUCUAACUCUAGACUUAAGGCAAGCAGAAAAUCUUCAAUUGAAGCUAACGCUGGAAGCGGAGCCAGUUUAGAUGUAUCCAGUAAUAACUGGUCUGAUAUAAACGCUAAUGCAGAUACUAAAUCUAGUCCCAAACUUAAAGCCGACAGAAAAUCUUCAAUCAACACGAACGAGAAGGCUAGUGCCAAACUGAACGUUUUGAGUGAUAACUGGUCAAAUGUGAACGCUAAUGCUGAUACCGGAUCGAACUCUCAACUUACGGCCAACAUAAAAUCGUCAACUGACGCUAAUUCCAAGGGUAGUGCUAAUCUAGAUGUCGUUAGUAGUAAAGGAUCAAAUGUAAACGCUAACGCUGACACUGGGUCAAGUUCCAAACUAACGGCCAACAUAAAAUCAUCGAUCGACGCCAAUGCCAAGGAUAGUGCUAAUCUAGAUGUCGUUAGUAGUAAAGGGUCGAAUGUGAACGUCAACGCAGAUACCAACUCCAACUCUAAACUUGCAGCCAAUGGAAAAUCGACAAUCGACGCCAAUGCCAAUGGUGGUGCCAUUUUAGAUGUUUCGAGUAAUAACUGGUCAGAUGUGGAUGCUAACGCUGAUACUGGAUCAAAGUCCAAACUUAUGGCCAACAUAAAAUCGUCAAUUGCCGCCAACACUAAUGGUGGGGCUAAUCUAGAUGUCUGGAGUAGUAAAUUGUCAAGUGUUAACACUAAUGCUGAUACUAAAGCUAAUUCGAAACUUACAGCUAACAGAAAAUCGACAGUUGGUGCAAAUGCUAAUGGUGGUGCCAAUCUAGAUGUCAUGAGUAAAUACUGGUCAGAUAUUAAUGUCAAUGCUGAUUCCAAUUCCAACUCUAAACUGGAUGCAAAUAGGGGCUCAAAGAUCGAUGUCAACUCCCAGGGUGGCAGUAACCUCGACGUAUUAAGCAAGAAUUGGUCAACUGUUGCGUCAAAUUUGGAUAGCAAGGCUAAUGCGAAAAUUAAUGCAGUCUUAAAUACACAAGUUGAAGCAAACGCUUGGAAAAGCGCAAACCUUGACAUCCAAGGAGCUGAAUAUGCUUUUAUAGCUGCAAAUGCUGGUGGCAAAGUUAACUCCAGAGUUAAUGCUCAGAUUGCAAACCAAGUUGGAUUAAAUGCCGAUAAGAGGGCAAUUGUUAACAUUGAAGCCUCUGAUUAA